CUCCCCUGUAAAGUGGAGGGAUUGCAGGAAACAGAGCAGAAAGCCAGAAAGGAUGGCUAUGGCUAUGGCUAUGGCUAUGGCUAUGGGACCCUCUUUCCUUCCUGAAAAAAGUAAUUGAAAACAGGGAAAAGAGUGUGUAAUGUAAUGAGUGAUGGAGUGAGUUGAGGCUUUUAGCCUUUUUGACCUGUUCCAGUCUGUAAAUAAGUAACAUCAUCAGCCCCAGCUGCCCAUGAUCCGCCAUUGCUGCUCAUUCUUGGAAGCUCCGGGACCACGAGGAUUUCUAGAGGCGUGCGGCGCUGCGCUCCGGGACUCCCUAUAAUCUCACUGUUAUUCACUUUAGACAGUGCAUUUCAACAGCAAACCCACCUCAAAAACCGUUCCUUUUCCAUUGCUACAUUUCAUUAUAUCUGUGCACGGCAGCGCCAUUGCUUUACCCCAAAUUCUGUAGUAAGUUAAGUUUUUCUGCACACCCGCAGGAACGCCAUGGCUGAGCAAGACCAGAAGCUUCCCAGGGAGCAAAUGGGCGGCGGUGGUGGCGUCCUCUUGGUCGUCAGCGAUGUGCCGGAGGCUGAAGAGAAAGAUUCCGGCAAAGAAUCCGAUCAGAAAGUGCCGAUCUUGGUGCCGGAGCCUGAUGACCUGGCAAUGCCCGACGAGCCUGAGAAGACUGGAGACGAAGCCUGCAACUUUGAGUCCAAUGAAGAACAGACCAAAGCCAUUGAUCUUCCUGAAAAUGAGAAGAAAGCCCUCCAGGAGCUAAAGCAUCUCCUCCAGGACGCCCUCGACCGCCAUGAAUUCGAAGCUUCAGCAGGGGCGGAGAAGAAAACAACACCAGAAGCAAAAUCAGUUUCUGAAACUGAAAAAGAUUCCGCCCUUGACCCGCCAGUGCAGACGAUUGCAGAAGCUUUAUUGGAAGACGAUGGGGCAAAGACUCUGGAAGCCAUUGAAGAGACCAUAGUUGCAGCAGUCAGGUCCAAAGAGAAGCCCGAAGAGACAAUCGUCUCUCAGAAAGUGUCCAUUUGGGGAAUAAAGCUUCUGGAAGACGAUAGAAGUGACGUCAUCCUCUUGAAGUUCCUCCAGGCCCGAGAAUUCAAGGCUAAGGAAGCUUUCACCAUGAUCAAGAACACCAUAACCUGGCGAAGAGAAUUUGGAAUCGACGAGCUUGUAGAGGAAGAUCUUGGCUGCAGGGAUUUGGAAAGAGUUGUUUACACGUACGGACACAGCAGGGAAGGUCAUCCAGUGUGCUACAAUGUCUACGGCGAGUUCCAGGACAAGGAGCUUUACCAGAACACGUUUUCUGAUGAAUUGAAGAGGCAGAGGUUUCUGAGAUGGAGAAUCCAGUUUCUUGAAAGGAGCAUCAGGAAGCUGGAUUUCAGGCCUGGUGGGAUUUCCACCAUUGUUCAGGUUAAUGAUCUCAAGAACUCUCCAGGGCCUAACAGAUGGGAGCUGAGACAGGCAACAAAUCAGGCCCUUCACUUGCUGCAGGACAAUUACCCUGAAUUUGUUGCCAAGCAAAUCUUCAUCAAUGUGCCAUGGUGGUACCUGGCACUGAGCAAAAUGAUCAGCCCUUUUCUUACUCAAAGGACUAAAAGCAAGUUUGUGGUUGCUGGUCCUUCCAAAUCUACAGAAACCCUUUUGAAGUACGUAUGUGGUGAGCAAAUUCCAACGCAGUAUGGUGGACUAAGCAAUGGAGGAAACUUUGGAACAGAUGACACUGUUUCUGAGGUCAUUGUGAAACCUUCAGCCAAGCACGUUGUUGAAUUCUCUGUUGAUGAAGAAUGCAUAGUGAGGUGGGAGGUAAGAGUGGUGGGAUGGGAGGUGAGCUAUGGAGCUGAAUUUGUUCCCAAUGCAGAAACUGGAUACACAGUGAUCAUACAGAAGAUGAAGAAAAUCCCUAAUUCCAGCAGUAGUGGUGAUGAAGAUCGAGUUGAAAUGGUGUCUUGCAGCUACAGAGUUGGGGAGCCUGGAAAAGUGGUUUUGGCCAUUAACAAUCCCACCUCAAGGAAGAAGAAGCUGCUCUACAGGUUCAAGACAAACCCUAAUUCUGCUGAUGUUGUUGACUGAAUCUCAAUAUGAAUAUGAAACAGAUACAUCAAAUCAUUUGGGUUUGUCCCUUUUUGCUUUCUGGUUUUAUAGCCAAAUUUGUGUUGCCAACAAUGGCCUCUUUUGGAUUGGGUGUAUGUAUAAAUUUAUGCAUUAUGGUGAAUUUGUUGUGUUGUGUUGUUGCAGAAGCUGCCAUUGAUGGGUUUCUUCGCAUCUCAUGUAUUUAUAUAUAUAUUUGGAUACACUGCUUUUUUUUUUU
Molecule: messenger RNA, 2299 nt
Organism: Andrographis paniculata
Lineage: Eukaryota; Viridiplantae; Streptophyta; Magnoliopsida; Lamiales; Acanthaceae
Product: patellin-3-like
Exons: 4
Coding region: 484-2061 (525 amino acids)
Molecular function (GO): lipid binding
Source: RefSeq, a predicted model, not a curated record